AUGGUCUCCUCAGUAUCGCUUUGCUGGCGGACCGCGAGCAACCUCACCAGGACUUCACCUCAGUCCCGCCUCCUCGCACGAACAUUCGCCUCCUCCUCCCGCCGCAAUGAAAUCAACAAAAUCGUCCCUUCGGCCGAAGAAGCCCUCAAAGACAUGCAAGGCGACUCGACGCUCCUCUGCGGAGGCUUCGGACUAUGCGGAGUCCCAGACACGCUGAUCAACCAAGUCGAGAAAAUGCCCAAUAUCAGAAACCUCACGGCCGUGUCGAAUAACGCCGGCGUGCCUGGAUCCGGGCUGGGCAAGCUUCUGGGCACGAAGCAGGUCAAGAAGAUGAUUGCGAGUUAUGUGGGGGAGAAUAAGGUGUUUGAGAGCAUGUAUCUCAACGGGGAGAUUGAGCUGGAGCUCACGCCGCAGGGGACUUUGGCGGAGAGGUGCUCUGCUGGCGGACGAGGGAUACCUGCGUUCUACACACCAGCUGGAUACGGGACCGUCGUCCAGACGGGUGAACUGCCCCUUCGCUACCGCAGUUCGGGCUCUGUCGCGCAAUACACCACGCCCAAAGACGUCAAAGUCUUCAACGGCAAAUCCUACGUCCUAGAGGAAUCCAUCAAGGGCGACUACGCCUUCGUCAAAGCCUGGAAAGCCGACCGCCUAGGCAACUGCAUGUUCCGCUUCGCGGCCGCCAACUUCAACGGCGCCAUGGCGCGCAACGCCAAAGUCACCAUCGUCGAGGCCGAGCACCUCGUCGAACCCGGCGAGAUCGACCCGGCCGCCGUGCACGUCCCGGGGAUCUACGUGACGAAAGUCAUCCAGGCGACCGCGGACAAGAACAUCGAAAAAGUCGUCAACGCGAAGAGUCCCGAGGAGUUGAAGGCCGGCGCCCUGGGAUCCGGCGAUGCGGCGGGUAAACGCGAGCGGAUCGUGCGUCGUGCUGCGAAGGAGUUCAAGAAUGGCCAGUACGCUAAUCUAGGCAUUGGCAUGCCCAUGCUCGCGCCGACGUUCGUGGACCCCUCCGUGGAAGUCCAGCUGCAAUCUGAGAAUGGAAUUCUUGGAUUAGGUCCUUAUCCCCAGAAAGGCCGCGAAGACCCGGAUCUCAUCAAUGCCGGCAAAGAAACCGUCACGCUCCGCCCAGGAGCCGCAUGUUUCGGCUCAGAAGAGUCGUUCGGUAUGAUCCGGUCCGGACGGAUUGAUCUCACCAUCUUGGGGGCUAUGCAAGUCAGCGCGAAGGGUGAUUUAGCGAACUGGAUGGUACCAGGCGUGAAAAUGAAGGGAUUCGGCGGGGCAAUGGACCUCGUGAGUAACCCAGACAAAACGAAGGUGGUGGUGACGAUGGAGCAUACGGAUAAAAAGGGGCGGGCGAAGAUUCUGAAUCAGUGCGCGUUUCCGUUGACGGGGAAGGCGUGUGUGAGUAGGAUUAUUACGGAGUUGGCUGUGUUUGAUGUCGACUUCACGGAUGGUCUAACGCUCAUCGAACACGCUGAGGGCGUGACGGUUGAUGAGAUCAAGUCCAAGACUGAGGCGCCGUUCAAGGUCUCUGAGGAGUUGAAGGUCAUGCAGCAGUAA
Molecule: messenger RNA, 1563 nt
Organism: Zasmidium cellare ATCC 36951
Lineage: Eukaryota; Fungi; Ascomycota; Dothideomycetes; Mycosphaerellales; Mycosphaerellaceae
Exons: 3
Coding region: 1-1563 (520 amino acids)
Biological process (GO): ketone body catabolic process
Molecular function (GO): succinyl-CoA:3-oxo-acid CoA-transferase activity
Source: RefSeq, a predicted model, not a curated record